Parastagonospora nodorum SN15 is the source of this 1191-nucleotide messenger RNA. RefSeq lists its product as hypothetical. NCBI's taxonomy places the organism in Eukaryota, Fungi, Ascomycota, Dothideomycetes, Pleosporales, Phaeosphaeriaceae. The coding region runs from base 1 to 1191 and encodes 396 amino acids. The record is from RefSeq and is a predicted model, not a curated record. The transcript has 2 exons.
AUGCCACUGGCUCACGACGCGCCUUCUCAAGGACGAGCGCAUGCUCAAGAGGUUUGUAUUGCGGUAGAAGUCGACGACACCUCGACUCACAUAUACACAGGCGCACUGCCCGUCUACCUCGAGUCCUCCAAGCCCGAACUUGCCACACUGCUCGCUACGCUGAACUCGAAAAUACUACUCCCCCGCCACCUCACCAAGGAGCAACAGAAACUCGUCUAUAAACAAGACCAGAAGGCAAAACUCGAAGCCGAGCCAAUCGAGAUCACACUCGGCGACGUCACGCUGCCGCUCGAGCACAUCGACAGAAAUCACCUCCCGACGCGCCAGAAGACCAUCGCAGACAUCCUCAAAUUGAGCGAGGAGGGCGCGUCCCGCGAGGACUGGGAGAAUGUGGUGCGCAUGCUGGAGGGAUUUGAGAACGCGGGCAUCAGGCUCGAUACGGCCAAACAGGCGAUGGUGAUACGGAAGCUGUUCCAAAACGGCCAGGAACAUCUCGUGCUGAAGGCGUUGCAGCGCCCCAAAGCCACGGGUCUGCGCAUGCGCGACUGGCGACCGCUGUUCCAGAUCUUGCGCGGUGUAUUUGACCAGCCAGCCUUGGCGGAUUGGGAACAGGUAGAGACGGAAAAUGCGCUGCGGCUCGCGAAGCAAAUCGUCGAGCUACUGGAGGAUGAGGAGCACUGUGGCGCGUACCCAAUCGGCGAGGAAGUUUCAAAACACGACUUCAGAGGGAGGCCUGGUGUCAUAGCGGUGCCGACUGCACUCGCUGCCGCACUUGCUCUGCGGCAUGAGGGCGAUGUCGAGGAAGUCAAGAAGCUGGCGGGACGAUUGGUGGUUGCUAUGAAGCAGCAUGAUCCUUACAACGCAUUCAUUGACGAUGCUGCCGUGAAAUUUGCCGCUACGGAAUCUGAUUUCAAUAAGACAUGGCUUCACGUCCGCCACGCUACUUCCGCUAUCAACACUCUCCAAGAAAUCAUCUGGGUAUCCAGUGCGCUCAGGACGUCACUGAAAGUUCUUGGAGACAAUAUUCCGCAUGCGGAGGAGGCGAGGCAGUUUGAGAGCAAGGCCACCAAGACGGUGGACGAGGGAUGUGAGAUGGUGAAGAGGUUGAAGACGCGGAAUGGGAAAGUUGUGCUAGGGAGCAUGGCGGAUCACGCGUUGACCAUGGCAGAUAAGGCGAGGGCCCUGGCCUGA